CUCGCAAUUUUUUUUUUUUUGGUUGCAAAUUAUUUCCGAUUUGCAUGGAGUGGCUCCGUGUGGUGUUGUUGUUAUCAACGUUAGCAAUAACAAAUCAUGUGUCAUGUUCAUGGGGUUUGGAGGCUGGUCCGAGUUGGGAGCUGAGUCAACUGAAUCGGGGGCUGCUGGACUCGGCGAGGCAGCCGGAGUUCUUUGAUUGGUUGAAAAGGGUUAGGAGGAGGAUCCACGAGAAUCCAGAGCUGGCCUUCGAGGAGCACGAGACGAGUCAACUCAUUAGAUCGGAACUCGACUCGCUCGGGAUCCAGUACACGUGGCCGGUGGCCAAGACUGGGUUGGUGGCUUCUAUUGGUUCUGGGUCGCAGCCAUGGUUCGCUCUGAGGGCUGACAUGGAUGCUCUCCCAAUUCAGGAAUUGGUUGAGUGGGAGCACAAGAGCAAGAACUCUGGAAAGAUGCAUGCUUGUGGGCAUGAUGCUCAUGUAACAAUGCUGCUUGGAGCAGCUAAGUUACUUCAGAGCAAA
Molecule: messenger RNA, 518 nt
Organism: Prunus avium (sweet cherry)
Lineage: Eukaryota; Viridiplantae; Streptophyta; Magnoliopsida; Rosales; Rosaceae
Source: RefSeq, a predicted model, not a curated record